GGGGGGGAACGGGCUGGGGAAGGAUGGCCGGGGGAAGCUAGCGGAAGCUGGGACCUGCUUGCGGGCUUCCGCCUCCAGAGUCUUCCAGGUCAGUGGCCUCAGGCCAAAGUCGCAAGCCGCUGUAAAGUAGAGGAGAAAGUGUCGGGUGGGUCCUGAAGAUUUUUCUAAUACACAGACUUUGAGAAUAAUCUAAUCUUGAAACUGAACCAAGUAGAAACCAUGAAGAAACAUUUUAAGUAUUGUUAUUAAAAUUAAAAUCAUGGCCUCGUCAGCAAAUCUGGAUGUGGGAGCCCAACUGAUUGUGGAAGAAUACAGCAACAGCUAUAGUUUAACUGAUAUGACAGAUGUUAAAGCGGAGCACCCAUUGGAUUCAAAUCCUGAAGAAGGCCCAGCUCAGAGUGUUGCAAUGGGGAUGAAAUUUAUUUUGCCUAAUAGAUUUGAUAUGAACGUGUGCUCUAGAUUUGUAAAAUCUUUAAAUGAAGAGGAUAGUAAAAAUAUUCAGGAUCAAGUUAACUCCGACCUCGAGGUGGCAUCUGUCCUAUUUAAAGCUGAAUGCAAUAUCCAUACAUCCCCUUCUCCUGGGAUUCAAGUAAGGCAUGUCUACACUCCUUCAACAACUAAACAUUUUUCACCCAUAAAACAGUCAACUACUUUAACAAACAAACAUAGAGGAAAUGAGGUAUCGACAACACCUCUGUUGGUGAAUUCCUUAUCUGUUCAUCAAUUGGCUGCUCAGGGAGAAAUGCUCUAUUUGGCCACUCGUAUUGAACAAGAAAAUGUAAUCAACCAUACAGAUGAAGAAGGAUUUACUCCUCUAAUGUGGGCUGCUGCUCAUGGGCAAAUAGCAGUAGUAGAGUUUUUGCUUCAGAAUGGUGCAGAUCCACAGAUUUUGGGGAAAGGACGAGAAAGUGCCCUGUCAUUGGCCUGUAGUAAAGGAUACACAGACAUUGUCAAAAUGCUGCUAGAUUGUGGAGUAGAUGUUAAUGAAUAUGAUUGGAAUGGGGGAACACCUUUACUUUAUGCUGUGCAUGGAAAUCAUGUGAAAUGUGUAAAAAUUCUACUAGAAAAUGGAGCAGACCCAACUAUUGAAACAGAUUCUGGAUAUAAUUCUAUGGAUUUAUCUGUAGCUUUGGGCUAUAGAGGUGUUCAACAGGUUAUUGAGGCACAUUUGUUGAGGCUGCUACAAAAUAUCAAGGAAUAGACUUACAAUCAACAGGAAAUGUUCUGUUAAAAACCAUUUGCUUUUUUUUUUCGUAGUCCCAAUAAGUGACAAAGUCUUGUUUACUUUUUUAAACUUUACCUCAGUCACAAUAUUUACUGAUUUUUAGUAAAUUUUAAUAAAUUUCCUUCUUUAGGUAAUUCACUGGUGUAUAGUAAACUUGGUGUGGAUGUUUUCUUUGUAAAUUUAUUUUACUGUGUAUUUAAAAAUGUAAAUUAAUAUUGUGUUGCAUGUAAACUUUUCUGGUCAACAUAAUUACUUAAAUCUUCAUAUAAAGUGUAGUAGUUUUAUAGUUUCAAAAUUUAUUCAAAUUAAUCCUCUCACAUUCACCUAUUGACUUUAUAUGGAAUUUAGGUGAAUUUCCAUAGAAAACAAAUUUCAUUGUUAAAGUUUUUUGAAAGUGCACAAAGUGUGAUUGUUUACAGAAUGCUGUUCACUUAUAAAUAACUUCUGUCUGUUUGCAUAGUUGUCCUUAAAAAUUUAAGAUAUAUUUUGAAAUAUCUUUAGGGUUUCCGUUUAAAUUGUUCUAUUAAUGAUUUUAAAUAUUUAUAAACAUUCUUGUUUUAAAUGAACCUGAAUAUAAUUAAGGCAAAUUUAAUAUAUACUCUCUAAUACUCAAAUGUUUCUUUGAUUUUAUCAAUCUGGAUGUUUACUCUAGUAAUGCAAAUUGCAAUCUUUCUGUGUCAGUAGCUCUUGUUUAGGUCCUCCCACAAGUUUAUUUCAGGGGUUCCACCCAAUGUGCUAAAGUUGUUUUUUCCUGGCAUCAUAACCAUAUCAGUGGAGCACUCAGACUCUCUGUCACCCUUGCCGUGUAGCUAGCUCUUCUUCUCUUCUCUCCAGUGACAACUUUCAUAUCUGUUCAUCAUAGUUCCUCACUGCUUAUGUGUGACAACCUACCCACUCCUAUUGUAUGCCUCUCCAUUGCUUUCUAUGUGAUGUCACUUUUGCUUCUGUAGAGACUUCUGUUCCAUUUCUCAUAGCCUUAAGAUAGCAUUAUUAGCAUAUUGAUCUUAAAAACCAUGAGCCUUUGUUUUUGGAGAAAAUUUGGGAGCUUUCUAAUUUCCUGAAAGCAGCAAUUCUUGAAUUUCCUGCUCUCAUCCUCCUGUGUAAUUCUGGGCCUAACUCCUCCUUUGUACUCUCUGUUCCAUAUGGACAUACAGAUGGACAAAUUCUAUAUAAUUAUGAUAUGAAGUUGGAUGAGCAAUAGACAUUCUCUCUCCAUGCUUAAAUGGUUAAGAAUUUAUUCAAAGAGACUCCACUGUGUUCCAAAAUUUGAUGCAACCAGCAUAAUAUUAUCCAUCAACAGGAAUAUCCAGAACACCUCACUAUCCACAAAGACUUUGAACUGGAUCUUCCUUCUUACAAUCAGUCGUGGACAUCUUUGGCAAGCCUGUGGCAUCCUGUUUUAUGUCUCACCCAGUGUUUGUGAUCCUUGAAUUAUAAUUAUUAAAUAAUGUUAUUUCUUAUUAUAGUUUUCAAGGAAUCUUGAAUGGUUGUGAUGUCUAGAUCAAAGGUAUCUUGUUAGAAGAAAUUUUAAAAUGGAAUUUUGUUCUACCUAAUCAAAUGUUGUUUUCAUAAUCAAUAAGUAAGCACAGUGGAAUUUUGUAUCCUCUGCAUCUUUCAAUCAGUUAUAAAAUGGUAAAAGUGUGGUCCACAGUAGAUGUCUGGUGAAAGCAUGCCUGUUUUCUCUAAAAACUAAUCGAGGUUGCCCUUGAUAUGUGUACAGAGGAGUUUCAAAAAUAUUUUAUGUAGAGAACAUAGGCAAUGUAUAGUGUUGGAUCUGGAGCCCUAAAGAUCCAAGUUCAGAUCUGGCCUGAACACAUCACCCUCUCUCAGCCUCAGUUUCCUCAUCUGUAAAGCUGGGGAUAAUAACAGCACCUACCUCACAGGGUUGUUGUGGGGAUCCAAUGAUAUAGCAUGUAAAGUGGUUUGAAAAACUUAAAGUGCUAUGUAAAUAUUACAUGUCAAUAAUUAUUGAUGUUCUUCAAGUUGCCCUUUUUUUCUAUAUCAGUAAGGUCUGAGAUUUUUUUUCACGCACUUUUGGUAUGUUGCCUUUAUUAGUUACCUUGUGUAAAUCAGUCACCUUUAUAAGCUUGUCACUCUUUCCUCUGUGUCUUCUUGGUCUAAUCCAGUUGUUUAUUCCAUCUUUGUUGUCUUCAAUGCCAUCUCUGAAAUAAGCACAUCUGGGACUGUAAUGUUAGGGACCAAGUGUAGUGGUGUCCCACUUCACGGGUAAAAACCGGAAAAAGCAAUCUUCCUUUUUACUUCUACUUGUUUGUUGUACAUUCAUUUUCAUCCUAAAAUACUCUCGGGAAUCUUUGCUUAAUUGACUCUUCUACAGAGAAGUUGGAUUGUGCAAUUUUUUAAAAAUGCACAGAUGGUGAUUGUUUACAGAAUGCUAUUCAAGUGUAAUUUUAAACUGGUUUUACCUUCUAUUGUUUUCCCCUGGUUUUUGACAUGAUACUACUCAUAGUCAUCUAUCAUAAGAAUUUUCAAACAACUUUAUAAUCUUACCCUGGUUUUGUUUCUCACCACCAUAUCUCUUGUCAGUUGGCAAGUAAAUGACUAAGGUGCUUUAUUAGGCUUUUUUGGUCUCAUUGUUAUGACAUUUGGUUUACAUCAAUUAAACUGUAAAAUUCUUAUGAUCAGUGUUGAUGUCAUUUGUAUUUUCUGGUACUCAUUUUUCAUUAUCAAUUGCUUAGAUGAUUCAGGAUAAAAUUGUUUCAAUUCCAUAUCAUUUUUUCUCAUUGUUCACUCUAGGUUUUUACAAAUUUAUACUCUGGUACCAAGUCAGAAGUUUAAUUGUACAGAGACGGUCAGUUACCUUCAUAUCAAUAGCAAGUUUGAAAUAGAAUUAAUUUUAUUUUUUGUGAUGUUAUUCAGUUCACCAUGCAAUAUAAAAGUAUGCAGUUUCUGUGUAAUCUGCAAGUA
Sarcophilus harrisii (Tasmanian devil) is the source of this 4150-nucleotide messenger RNA. It is a transcript of the gene ANKRA2, whose product is annotated as ankyrin repeat family A member 2. The transcript is spliced from 9 exons. Gene Ontology annotation, molecular function: protein binding. The record is from RefSeq and is a predicted model, not a curated record. Gene Ontology annotation, biological process: regulation of gene expression. NCBI's taxonomy places the organism in Eukaryota, Metazoa, Chordata, Mammalia, Dasyuromorphia, Dasyuridae. Bases 260 to 1201 code for a protein of 313 amino acids. Gene Ontology annotation, cellular component: nucleus.